UCCCCCCGCGGAGCGAGUGCGGGUCACCGGGUCACUGGGUCAUUGUCUCGGCGCCCGAACCCCGAGCACCCCGUGGAAUCCCCCACGUCAUCAGCAGAACCAUCAAUGAGAUGCAAACAUGAAAGACAAGAGGAAGAAGAAGGACCGCACCUGGGCCGAGGCUGCCCGCCUGGCACUAGAAAAGCAUCCCAACUCACCAAUGACAGCAAAGCAGAUAUUGGAAGUAAUUCAGAAAGAAGGUUUAAAAGAAACAAGUGGAACUUCUCCAUUAGCUUGUCUGAAUGCAAUGCUUCAUACUAACACUCGAAUAGGGGAUGGAACAUUCUUCAAAAUCCCUGGAAAGUCAGGCCUCUAUGCUCUCAAAAAAGAGGAGUCAUCAUGCCCAGGUGAUGGGGCUUUGGAUUUAGGCUGUGAAUCUGAACUGGAUGGCACAGAGAUGGCAGAAGCCAAUGCCAAUGGAGAAGGAAAUGGAGUUUGUGCAAAGCAGGUAACUGAUGAAGCAUCUUCCACUCGAGAUUCAAGCCUUACUAACACAGCCGUGCAAAGUAAAUUAGUGUCUUCCUUUCAGCAACACACCAAAAAGGCUCUUAAACAGGCUUUGAGACAGCAGCAGAAACGAAGAAAUGGAGUCUCAAUGAUGGUAAACAAGACUGUUCCUCGUGUUGUUUUGACACCAUUAAAGGUGUCAGAUGAGCAGUCGGAUUCACCUUCAGGAUCCGAAUCUAAAAAUGGUGAAGCAGACAGUUCAGAUAAAGAAAUGAAACAUGGGCAAAAAUCUCCCACUGGAAAACAAACAAGUCAGCACUUAAAACGAUUAAAAAAGUCUGGUUUAGGACACUUGAAAUGGACCAAAGCUGAGGACAUUGACAUAGAAACCCCAGGAUCUAUUCUUGUCAACACUAAUUUAAGGGCAUUAAUAAAUAAGCAUACCUUUGCUUCUUUACCUCAGCAUUUUCAACAAUACCUCCUGCUUUUACUCCCAGAAGUAGAUAGACAGAUGGGAAGUGAUGGAAUUUUACGCCUCAGUACUUCAGCUCUAAAUAAUGAGUUUUUUGCAUAUGCAGCACAAGGCUGGAAACAGCGGUUGGCAGAAGGAGAAUUUACUCCAGAAAUGCAAUUACGGAUAAGGCAAGAAAUUGAGAAGGAAAAGAAAACAGAACCUUGGAAAGAAAAAUUCUUUGAGAGGUUUUACGGAGAAAAAUUGGGCAUGUCAAAAGAGGAAUCAGUAAAGCUCAUUUCUGGAACAAGCAAUGAUGGAGCAGAAAGUAGUUCUUCAUGUGGAACCUCUGGCAUUUCAGGGCUCUCUGCAGAGAUGCCCUUGGAAGAGAAACAGCCAAAAUGCACCAAGAAUCUAACUUCUUCAGAGCCUGAUUUCUGUGCUACACUGUAUUCUACAGCUGAUGGAGGUAAAGAUACAAUGGCAGAAUCAGAAUCAGAGGAUAUCUUGAUCCCUGAAGAAUCUGUGAUUCAAGAGGAAAUUGCAGAAGUAGUAGAGACUAGUAUCUGUGAAUGCCAGGAUGAAAAUCAUAAGACAGUAACCGAAUUCUCUGAAGAAUCGGAAAGUCCAGCCAAUUCUCAUGAAGAGCCUGCGGUAGCACCUCCUGAAGAUAACUUGGAAUCCUGUGUUAUGAUGAAUGAUGUUUUAGAAACUCUUCCUCAUAUUGAAGUCAAGGUGGAAGAGAAGUCAGAAGCUCCCCAGGAGGAAAUGUCAGUUGUUAUUGAUCAGCUCGAAAUCUGUGAGUCUCUCAUUCCUUCUACUUUAUCUGUAACUCACGUUAGUGACACAGAACAAAAGGAGUCAGAGAAUGCAAUAGAGACCAAUCCUCCAAAAGUCAAAGCAGGAUCGUCUUUGGAAAACCAUUUUCCAAAUGAAGCAAUUGCCAUUGAUAUGGAGCUUCAGAGUGAUCCCGAUGAGCAUCUUUCUGAAAACGCUUGCAUCUCAGACGCCUCAUUUUCUUCUCAGAGCCCAGAGGGAGUCUGUACCAGUCUGACAUCCCCAGGAGGAGAAAUCCAGUCCAUUCCAGAAGAAUCCUGCACUCCAGCCUCUCUUGAAACAACAUUUUGUCCGGAGGUGUCCAGCACGGAAAAAACAGAAAAAUAUAACCAGAGAAAUCCCACUGAUGAAAACCUCCAUGCAUCUUUGAUGUCAGAAGUAUCUCCAAUAUCCACUUCACCUGAAAUAUCAGAAGCUUCUCUGAUGUCCAAUUUACCCUUAACAUCCGAAGCUUCCCCUGUAUCCAAUGUACCUUUAACAUCAGAAACAUCACCCAUGUCUGAUUUACCACUGACCUCAGAAACUUCUUCGGUGUCGUCCAUGCUUCUCACUUCUGAAACCACUUUUGUAUCCAGUUUGCCACUUCCUGCAGAAACAUCUCCAAUUUCUAACUCUUCAAUGAAUGAAAGGAUGGUGCAUCAACCCAGAAAGUCACCUUCCAUAUCUGAAGAACCACCUUCCCCUCAGAAAGAGGAAGCUUCUGUCUCUGUCAAGCCCCUGGGGGAAAGCAUUCUUUCUCAGCAGAAGAUUCUGCCAAAUGCUCCUGAAAUCAUCCAAAUGGGUUCUUCUUCCACUGCUCCUGAAGCAUUUCCAUCUGGAGACUUACACAGUAAGACUUCAAGCCAGCAGUCUUGUAAGUUACAGGUUGAAGCUGAGAGACCCUGUCCAGCUUCCAUUUCAGAACUUCCAUCAGCAGAAAUGAUCAAAGUUAAAAGUCAUAAUGUUCUACAAAGAACAGAAAGAAAGGGGGUUUCCUCACCCUUGGAAUUAUCUGUCUUCUCUGAGGAGACAGAGAGUAAGGGAAAUGAACUUCCAUUAGCUAAAUUACAGGACAAGCCAUAUGUGUCACCAGUGGAUAAGGCUUCUCUUUUAGAGGGCUCUCGAAAUAAAACGCAUAAGCAAGGGAGCUCACAGAAUCGAAUGGAAGCCUCACAUAAUUCCAAAUUGUUAGAGCCCUCCAAGUCACCUGAUGUCAUAAGAAGUGAAAGUCGAGAAUCGGAGAUAUCAAAGAGGAAAACUGCAGAACAGCAUAGCUUUGGAAUCUGUAAGGAAAAGAGGGCCAGGAUAGAAGAUGACCCCUCCACCCGGAACGUAUCCUCCAGCAGCCCAGCUGAGAAAGAACUGCCUCCAAGAGAGGAACCCAGAGUUCCACCUCUCAAGAUCCAGCUGUCCAAAAUUGGACCACCAUUUAUUAUCAAGAGCCAGCCCACAUCUAAACCAGAGUCGCGAGCAUCCCCUAGCACUUCGGUCAGUGGAGGAAGGAACACAGGAGCGAGGACCCUCGCAGAUAUCAAGGCGAGAGCCCAGCAAGCAAGGGCUCAGCGAGAGGCAGCAGCAGCAGCAGCAGUAGCUGCUGCAGCCAGCAUUGUCUCCAGUGCCAUUGGGAGCCCAGGAGAGGGUGGAAAGGCAAGAACCUUGGCACACAUCAAAGAGCAGACAAAGGCCAAGCUCUUUGCCAAGCAUCAGGCCAGAGCCCACCUCUUUCAGAACACUAAAGAGUCCAGAUUGGCUCCCCUCAGCUCUAAGGAAGGGCCACUGGCCUUAGAGAUAGCUUCUCCUCCUGAAACAAAGAUCGAAGGCUCAACUGGUGUCAUUAUUGUCAAUCCAAACUGCAGAUCUCCUAGCAACAAGUCUGCACACCUCCGGGAGACCACCAGUGUAUUGCAGCAGCCUCUUAACCCGACAAAACUUCCAGAAACUGCCUCUGACUUACCUGUGCAUAGCUCUGAUGAAAACAUACCCGUGUCUCAUUUAGCUGAGAAAAUUGUUUCAUCUACCUCUUCUGAAAAUAGCAGUGUGCCCAUGCUUUUUAAUAAAAAUUCUGUCCCUGUGUCUGUUUGCAACACUGCUAUGUCAGGAGCAAUUAAAGAACAUCCCUUUGUGAGUUCUGUGGAUAAAUCCUCUGUUCUAAUGUCUGUUGACAGUGCAAACACCACAAUUUCUGCUUGUAAUCUAAGCAUGUUGAAAACCAUCCAGGGGACUGACACUCCGUGCAUAGCCAUGAUACCAAAAUGUAUUGAGAACUCAUCAGUUCCCACCACGACAGAGGGCUCCAAUGUGUCAAAUUCCAUUGACGAUAAGCAGUUACUGGUAACAAGCAGUAGUGCUAGUAACUUAGUCUCCAGCCAGUACGCAUCUGUGCCAAUGCCCUCCAUUGCAAGUACCUUGCCAAACCACCUCUCCACUAGCUCUGUCUUGAUUCCCCCAACAGGCAUCAACAGCCGAUUUCCUUCUGAAAAUGUGGCAGUGCCCAGGAGUGAGGAACAGGCCCCAGGCCCCGGGGGCUCCACUGUGAGAGCAGCACUCAGCGGUAGGGACUCCGUCACCGUGACAGAUGCUCUGGUUGCACGCCCUCCCGUGGCAAUGUUUACUGGAAGCAUGCUAACAAUCAACUCUUACGAUAGUUCUCCCAAGUUAAGUGCUGAAAACUUGGACAAACCUUCAGGGCUUCGAAGUAGGCCCGAUUCCAGCAAAGCCCAAGCCCCUUCGGGAGCCUUCGUACCAACAGCCAUAAACCGGUCCAUCCCAUGUAAAGUCAUCGUCGACCACAGCACCACGCUCACCUCCACCUUAUCCCUCACCGUCUCCAUUGAAAGCGCAGAAGCCAGCCUCGACCUCCAGAGCAGGUUGGUAAGAACAGAAACGUCAGUCCAACCCAUGACAUGUCCUCAGGUAUCUGUCAUUAGCAGGCCUGAGCCAGUGGCUAACGAAGCUGGAGAUCAUAGUUCUAACUUCUUAAUAGCCUCAGCCUCAAAGCAAGAGUGCAAAACUCCUCAGGCCCCCUGUGCAGGUCUUCGAGAAGGACCCCUAAUGGUUCCAGACCAAAUCAACGAUGUGACUGUGCCUGGCAGUAGCUUUGCUGAGCAGGUCCGGGGCCCAGUCCCAUUCAAAAGUGAAGCAGACACAACCUGUAACAAUCAGUUUGCUCCGGGAAACCGGAUUUGCUGGGCUGAGGAGGGGCUGAGGAACACAGAACAGCCCCCCGGGAGUCAAUCAGGUUCAAGUAAGCAGAAAGAUUACCUAGAGCAAAGCUGCCCAAAGACCAUCAAGACCGAGCACACCAGUUACUCGCACAUGGCGGAACUUCACCCCAGAAAUCUCCUGGCAAAUGUCACUCUCCCCGUGAAAUCAGAACCUCAUGAAGUGGACAAGGGCUUUAGAAUGGACACUGAAGGCUUCCCUGGCCCUGAGCUGCCCCCUCCAGCCCCUGAAGCUGCCCCAAGUGUGCAGCCCACACAGAGCAUGAAGGCAUCCACUUCUGGUCCCAUGGAAGAGACGAUUUCCUUGGCUGCAGACAACCUGAAGAGGGUCCCCGGCACCGGGAGCUCGAGCUGCCGCCUGUCGUCCGUAGAGGCAAACAAUCCGCUGGUGACACAGUUGCUGCAGGGCAACCUUCCUCUGGAAAAAGUGUUGCCACAGCCCAGGUUGGGUGCCAAGCUCGAGAUUAACAGGCUGCCUCUGCCUCUUCAAACUACCUCAGUAGGGAAAAUGGCUCCAGACAGGAACAUUGUGGAAAUGCCAUCCAGCUCGCCAAAUCCUGAUGGCAAGGGCUACUUGGCAGGGACUCUGGCACCACUCCCAAUGAGAAAGCGAGAAAACCACCCCAAAAAGAGGGUCGCCAGGACUGUAGGGGAACACACUCAAGUUAAAUGUGAACCAGGGAAACUGUUGGUGGAUCCAGAUGUCAAGGGGGUGCCUGGUGUCAUCAACUCGGGCCUGAAUCAGCUCGGGCACAGCCAGCCAUUUAAGCAGGAGUGGCUGAGCAAGCACGCCAUGCAGAACAGAAUUGUCCACAGCCCGGAGGUCAAACAGCAGAAGCGACUGCUCCCCUCCUGUAGCUUUCAGCAGAACCUUUAUCACAUCGACAAGAAUGGUGGCUUCCACCCCGACGCUGGCACCUCUCAUAGACAGCAGUUUUACCAAAUGCCCAUGGCUGCCAGGGGCCCCAUUCCUUCUGCAGCUUUGUUGCAGGCCUCUGCCAAGACCCCAGUGGGCUGUAAUGCAUUUGCCUUCAAUAGGCACCUUGAACAAAAGGCCUUGGGAGAGGUUGGCCUUUCUUCAGCACCUCACCAGCUAAGGCUCACUAACAUGAUGUCCCCCAAUAUGCCCAUUAAAGAUGGUGAUGACGUGGGAGGGACUGCACACACUAUGCCUAGCAAAGCACUAGUGCAUCCCCCACCCCCGCCCCCACCACCCCCUCCACCCCUGGCUCUGCCCCCACCACCCCCACCACCACCUCCACUACCUCCACCUCUUCCUACUGCAGACGUCCCAUCCGAUCAGAAACAAGCGCCAGUUGCCAUGGAAACCACUAAGAGACGUAGUUGGCCACAGUCCACGGGCAUAUGUAGCAAUAUAAAAUCGGAACCUCUUUCUUUUGAGGAAGGUUUAAGCAGCAGCUGUGAACUGGGCAUGAAACAAGUUUCCUAUGACCAGAAUGAAAUGAAAGAACAGUUAAAAGCGUUUGCGCUAAAAAAUGCAGAUUUCUCUUCCUAUUUGCUUUCUGAGCCACAAAAGCCUUUUACCCAAUUAGCUGCUCAGAAAAUGCAGGUGCAGCAACAACAGCAGCUUUGUGGAAAUUAUCCAACAAUACACUUUGGUAGCACAAGCUUCAAAAGGGCAGCAUCUGCAAUUGAAAAGUCCAUUGGGAUUUUGGGAAGUGGCUCCAGCCCUGCCACGGGCCUGCCUGGUCAGAAUGCUCAGAUGCCCGUUCAGAACUUCUCCGACAGCAGCAACGCAGAUGAAUUAGAACUGAAAUGCUCUUGCCGCCUGAAAGCCAUGAUUGUGUGCAAAGGCUGCGGGGCCUUCUGCCAUGACGACUGCAUAGGUCCUUCAAAACUAUGUGUAGCUUGUCUGGUUGUGCGAUAAGAGCAGAAUGCAAGAUGCAGUAUCCCUUUUCAGCAGGACAAGGCAAAGUGGUGUCAACUACAAAAACAAUUUUUUUUAAUAACUCAGUAGUUUAUAGCAUGCUAAUUUAUUUUACUUUGGAGCAGAUUAUCUUUUGGGGUAUUAUUUUUUUCUUGCAUUUCUCAGAAAGGGGAGUUUGCACCCCCAACAGAGUGGCUUAGCAGCAUGUCUUACAUAUUAAGUUACCAUUGCCAGCUUUGAGACAUGUGUCCUUGUCUAUACACAUCAACUACACCCAUUCACCUUUUGUUCAUCCAGGUGUAGAAAAGAACUUUUU
Sorex fumeus (smoky shrew) is the source of this 7178-nucleotide messenger RNA. RefSeq names its product ASXL transcriptional regulator 3 (gene ASXL3). The coding region runs from base 119 to 6862 and encodes 2247 amino acids. The record is from RefSeq and is a predicted model, not a curated record. Gene Ontology annotation, biological process: animal organ morphogenesis; positive regulation of transcription by RNA polymerase II. The transcript is spliced from 12 exons. Gene Ontology annotation, molecular function: DNA binding; chromatin binding; peroxisome proliferator activated receptor binding. Lineage: Eukaryota; Metazoa; Chordata; Mammalia; Eulipotyphla; Soricidae. Gene Ontology annotation, cellular component: PR-DUB complex.